Messenger RNA from Glycine soja, 1250 nucleotides. Its product is annotated as CASP-like protein 4A3. The record is from RefSeq and is a predicted model, not a curated record. The coding region runs from base 186 to 977 and encodes 263 amino acids. The transcript has 3 exons. NCBI's taxonomy places the organism in Eukaryota, Viridiplantae, Streptophyta, Magnoliopsida, Fabales, Fabaceae.
UUUUUUUCUUUUCACUUUCUUUCAUUUUCCCACCACCCAAACAAACCUUUUCCUUUUCCAUCUGUUUUCUCUUCGCCUUUAUUGUUUUUUUUUCUUUCACUCUUGUUCCUUUUAAAUUCCUCGCGACACAAACCAAUGCAAACGGAAAACGCAGAAUCGCAACUCACGAGAGUCACACCUCCGCCAUGAACAAAUCGCAGUCGAAGAACUCCGAGUCGUCGACUCAGUUCGACUCGCCGCACUGGGACGGCACCGAGUCGCCGGAAAAAUCGCCGGAGAAGCGCGACAACUCCGUGGCCAUCGUGACCGUUGGCAAGCUCAAGCAGUUCACACCGGAGAAGCGCGCGGAGCACCGGGAACCGCCGGAAAAUCCGCCGUCGGCGGCGGUGGUGAUGUUCAACGACCAGGCGGCGGAGGAGGAUCAGAGGACGGCGGAAAAGGCGGUUCCGGCGGUCGGCGGAGGAGAACGGAGAUCAAGGUCGGCGGCGGCGGCGGAGGGGUGGAAGACGGACGAGACGGUGAGCAAGGCGGCGCUGGGGUUCCGGCUGAGCGAGGUGGUGGUGUGUCUGAUUUCGUUUUCUGUUAUGGCCGCAGAUAAGACGCAAGGUUGGAGUGGUGAUUCAUUUGAUCGCUAUAAAGAAUAUAGGUAUUGUUUAUCUGUGAAUAUUAUUGGAUUUGCAUACUCUGCAUUACAAGCAUGUGAUUUGACAUGCCAACUUGCCACGGGGAAACGCUUAAUCAGUCACCACCUUCGCAACCACUUUGAUUUCUUCAUGGAUCAGGUUCUGGCAUAUCUUCUGAUAUCGUCAUCAUCGUCUGCAGCCACACGGGUUGAGGAUUGGAUAUUGAAUUGGGGGAAAGACGAGUUCACAGAAAUGGCCACUGCUUCAAUUGGAAUGGCCUUCCUCGCUUUCGUUGCCUUUGCUAUCAGCUCACUCAUCUCUGGUUACACUCUAUGCAACCGAAGCUCCAUGUGAACCUCACACUUCCUAAUUCCCCAGUUCUUACAACUUGUCUAUCUAUAGAGUUCUCUCUUGUUUCCCUUGUACUGUGACGUUACAUGCCACUGGUUAUGUCCUAACUAGUAGAUAGGACUUUAAACCCAGAAACGAAGGCUUUAAAAUAGUGACAAUACUACAUUCCAGUUUCCCCUAUUUUAUUUCUUUGGGGAUUGUUUACCUGUUUGCUCAUUAUUACCGGAAAAAGAAACAAAUAAACUUUACAUCAUUAAAGAAAAAGGAUUAAUUAAA